AUGCAACCCAUCCUACAGGAUCCUGCACGAAUCUGCAGUCGGCCUCAUUACAGCACAGACUUGGCGAGACCCUCUGAUGAUGAGGAUAAGGAUGGAGAAAGAGUGGACAGCAACGAUCCAGAGGAGUCGUUCCAGAACAUUCAGCAUCAGAAGGAAAUCAUCGCCAACAUCCGAACUAAACCCUGGCCAAUGAGACGCAAGCUAAAAGUGCUCAAGCAAGCCAGAGAGAUAGUUCUGAAAUAUGAGGGCAGACUGACCAGGACGAGAGGUUACCAGGCAGCCGGGGCAGAGUUGUUGAAGAAGAUUUCUAGAGUCUUCUACAACAUUGUCGUCUUGUUCAUUCCCUGGGAGAUGAGGAUUAAAAAGAUUGAGAGUCACUUUGGAUCAGGUGUUGCCUCUUAUUUCAUAUUCCUGCGAUGGCUAUUUGGGAUCAAUAUAGUCCUCACUGUUAUGACUGGAGCCUUUAUCGUGCUGCCUGAGCUCCUGGCCGGCGCUCCGUUCGGUACCACCCGCAGCAAGACCAUCCCCAAGGAGCACCUUUCCUCCGCACAAGACCUGGACACCAUCUGGUCACUGGGGGGAUAUCUACAAUACUCUGUGCUUUUUUAUGGCUACUACAGCAACGUGCGUAAAAUCGGCAGCGCCGGCUACAGACUACCCUUGGCCUACUUUCUGGUCGGGAUGGCAGUUUUUGCCUACAGCUUCAUCACUUUGCUUAGAAAAAUGGCUAAAAACUCUCGCACGAGUUUAGCUGGUGCCUCAGAAGAGAAUUACACCUUCUGCUGGCGUGUCUUCUGUGCAUGGGACUAUCUGAUCGGGAACCCAGAGGCGGCCGAGAGUAAAGGGGCAGCCAUCGUCAAUAGCAUCAGAGAGGCCAUUGUAGAAGAGCAAGAGAAGAAGAAAGACACAAGCCUCAACUUAAGACAGUUUUUGCGGAUUCUGGCCAACAUUCUGGUGCUGAUGUCUCUGACCGGCAGCAUCUACAUCAUCUACUUUGUGGUGGAUCGCUCUCAGAAACUAGAGCAGGAGAAACCAGAGCUAACACUCUGGGAGAAGAAUGAGGUGAGUGUGGUUGUGUCCCUCAUCACAAUGAUUGCUCCUUCAGCCUUUGAGUUAGUGGCUCAGCUGGAAAUGUACCACCCCAGAACAAGUCUCCGCUUCCAGCUUGCCAGAGUUCUGGUGUUGUACCUUGGAAACCUCUACAGUUUGAUCAUUGCCCUCCUGGAUAAAGUCAACAGUAUGAGCUCUGCUAUCACUGGGGGUCCAGGAAACCUGUCUGACUCAACAUCAUACCUAGCAACGAUUUCCCAGCCUGCUGAGGACAACCUGUCCACCAUCGUCCCAGAUAUCGCAGAGCGGCUGAACAGCACACUGACCAUGACUCUCCUGGACCUCAACAACAGCAUGACCACCAUCAAGAGCACCACAUCCUCCACACAAGCGAUGAGAAUGCAGGCUCUGCUAAACCAGACCGUCCUCUAUGAGUACAACACCAGAUCACAGCAGGACCCCUGCUGGGAAACAUACGUCGGCCAGGAGAUGUUAAAGCUCUCCAUCAUUGAUAUGAUCUUCACAGUGGCAAGUAUCCUGCUCAUUGAUUUCAUCCGGGGACUGGUGGUUCGAUACUUGAGUGACUGCUGCUGUUGGGACUUGGAAAGCAAGUUUCCAGAAUAUGGUGAAUUUAAAAUUGCAGAAAAUGUUCUUCAUCUGAUAUACAACCAAGGAAUGAUUUGGAUGGGAGCAUUCUUUUCACCCUGUCUGCCCGCCUUUAACGUCCUGAAGCUCGUCGGGUUGAUGUACCUGCGGAGCUGGGCUGUGCUGACCUGUAAUGUUCCCCAUCAGCAGGUCUUUAGGGCCUCCAGAUCAAAUAAUUUCUAUCUGGCGAUGCUUCUCUUCAUGCUUUUCCUGUGUAUGUUACCGACCAUUUUUGCCAUUGUAAGGUACCGGCCGUCUCAGUACUGUGGACCAUUCAGUGGCCAGGAGAAGAUUUACGACAUCAUCUCCGAAACCAUUGCCAAUGACUUUCCGCUGUGGUUCCGUAAAGUAAUGAGUUACGUCACCAGUCCUGUGGUGGUGCUGCCCGCUCUGCUGCUACUCUUCAUGCUGAUCUACUAUCUCCAAUCCAUCGCUAGAUCACUCAAAGUCACCAACAGCCAGCUGAGACUGCAGCUGCAGACCGAGAGGACAGACGACAAGAAGAAAGUAUUUCAGUUAGCUGCAGCACGUCUGCAGGGACCUGAGGGUGGUGAUAAAAAGCUGGAACAAGAGAGUGACAUUACUAGUAUUGAGUCGCCUGCCUCUCCUCCGCGCCGCAACGGCAGCGUCACCAACUUUGAAUCUCCCGUUCGCCAUGGCAUCCGGACCAUAACACAGUCUGCUUCACGGCCGGACAUCCCUAGAGCCGCCGGAGCGACUCGGAGCCCCUCUGUUCCUGUGCGGCAGAAACACAGAGCAGAGCCUGUGGCCAGUAGUGCUUUCAGAAUGUACAACAGCCCCUCAGUUCCCCAAAGACAAGUACGACGAGUGGAGUACAUACCCAUCAGGCAUUCUGGGUACUUGGGCAGCAACAGUGGAUCCUGCCGCUCCAAGUCCUAUCACAACAUGGCCUAUAACCCCUGUGCACGGUAUGCUGAAAACAUCCACUCCGAUCCGCUGUUUCGGAAGAACCUCCGGCCUAUGCGCAUCGAGCCCAGUGUAACCACGGCUCAGAGCUACGCGGGCCGCCGGACACAUGCGACACGAUAUGUCAUUGUCAAUGAACACGAAGCUCGCAAGAAGCUCAUGCGCUCAAAUACACGCAUACCAAGACAUUACCACCUCGCAGACGAACCAACGGAGAUCGUAGAGCUUUAUCCACGCAGUGUGAAGUGCUACAUUCCUCGUACUCCUCACCGAAGCCACCAGCCACACCUCAGUGAGGAAGAGGAGGAGGAAGAGGAAGAUCUGAAGAGCAGCACGAGGAGGGGGUCGUCCAAACAGUCGAGCCGUCCAAGAUUGCUGUCAGAUAUCCAUCAGACAACGCGAUUCUACAUUGGCAAUACGAUAAACAGUCAGUUGUCUAUGGAGCAGGGUUCAUACGGCGAUGAAGAAGAGGACGAUCAAGAAGAUGACUGGGUGAACGACCCUCAAACAAACAUCCAAGGCCCAGAGUCAGCUCACAGGUAUGGUGAACCAUACAUCAAGCCCAAGACCAAGCAUAAAGUGGAGCCGUCGCUGACCGAAUCGGAUUCGGCAUCGCUAGCAUCCAGUAGUGACCAGCAAAACAGCAGCACUGACCAAUACAUCCAAGUCAUUCACAACAAAGAGAAGUACCUGAAGUCCAGCGCUAAGCUGACCAAAAAGAAAUCCAAGAACAGCGUUAAACUGAAUGUUCCUCGUACUGAUGAUCUUGCCUGCUCCAACGUUUAACCUGUUUAGAGCUACAGUAAAACUGAGAUUUUGGCUCUGUUCGAAAACACUGGUAAGCUGUCUUCAUACUGAUGGAAGCUUUUUAGGUUUACACCAACACUUCUUUUAAAAUCAGAACAGAUUUGGAAACAUUAGGCAUCAUACAUGAUCUGAUGACAUUUCAGUUGUUGCUAGAAGACAUGUGACAAAUGAAAACAAUAUAUUCAAAAAUCUGCUUAAAAUAUCAAACGCGUUUGAUAUCAUCCAGCUGGAUAGGAUCAAGUGGACCAUCAUACAGUACGCAAUUUUCUGUGAACUCUGACUGCCCAAAAUCUGCAGAAUGACUUUUGGACACUAGGAUCAACUUGUUCAGGGCAAAACUACAGGCAAAACUCCUGUAGUGUAUUCUAGCCUUGAAACCCCACCUUCUGGC
This is a messenger RNA of Carassius gibelio (silver crucian carp), 3820 nucleotides long. RefSeq names its product transmembrane channel-like protein 3. The coding region runs from base 1 to 3408 and encodes 1135 amino acids. The record is from RefSeq and is a predicted model, not a curated record. The transcript is spliced from 24 exons. NCBI's taxonomy places the organism in Eukaryota, Metazoa, Chordata, Actinopteri, Cypriniformes, Cyprinidae. Gene Ontology annotation, cellular component: plasma membrane. Gene Ontology annotation, molecular function: mechanosensitive monoatomic ion channel activity.